Cryptomeria japonica (Japanese cedar) is the source of this 4119-nucleotide messenger RNA. RefSeq names its product disease resistance protein RUN1. The transcript has 5 exons. The coding region runs from base 148 to 4053 and encodes 1301 amino acids. The record is from RefSeq and is a predicted model, not a curated record. Gene Ontology annotation, biological process: signal transduction; defense response. Gene Ontology annotation, molecular function: ADP binding. Lineage: Eukaryota; Viridiplantae; Streptophyta; Pinopsida; Cupressales; Cupressaceae.
UUCUUCCACGUGUUUUCAUCCCUUCUUAUCUUUAUCAGUACUCCCUCUCCUCUUAUAACUCAGCACUUCCUCUCCUCAACGAUAAGCCUUGUUCCGUACGAUUUCAUCUUUCAUUGUUUCUGUCUGUCAAAGUUCAAGUCCAAUUCCAUGGCAUCUAGUUCUACUUCCCAAGAAAUUGUUCCCUCUCCAUCUACUUCUGCUACACGCUCAAGGGGAUUCAGAUCUAUGUUUUCAUCCCGCUGUAAUUGCUUUAAUUGCUGUUCAGUCCAAUCCAAUUCUAUACCAUCUACAUCGACCACUAGUACUCAGCCUACACAUGCUUCUCAAGGGAUCACACCAUCUCCCUCUGAUACGCAUGCUUUUGAACAAGCUGCACCUGCAUCUACUUCUACUCUUAGUUGUAACACUAAGCGUGAACCAGAGAAUGAACAUACAAAUGCUUUUGAAGGGAUCGCACCCUCUCCAUCCACUUCUGGUAGAUCCACAAUGCCAGAGAGAAAGCUACCAUACGAUGUAUUUAUUAAUCAUCGUGGCCCUGAUGUCAAGCACACACUCGCAGCCAGUCUCUAUAACACCCUCACUGUCAUGGGAUUGAGGGUUUUUCUUGACAAAGAAGAGCUUGAAUUGGGGGAUUUCUUGCCCACAGAAAUAGAAGAGGCGAUGCGCAGUGCAUCUCUUCAUAUAGCUAUAUUUUCCCAAAAUUAUGCAGAAUCCCCAUGGUGUUUGGCAGAGCUUUCAUUUAUGAUCAAAACGGGCACUAAAAUUGUUCCUGUCUUCUAUCAUGUUGAGACUGAUGUUGUUCGAUAUGCAAAAGGGGUCUAUGCCGAAGCAUUUUCACGACAUGAAGAAAAGGGUAGAUAUACCUUAAAAAUGCUUCAGGAGUGGAAGAAUGCGCUCAAGAAUGUUUCAUAUAAUUUCGGUGACAUAGUUCGUGAUGAAGAUGAUGUGGGGAGGCUGCUCAAGAAUAUUGUGAAUCAUGUUUUGAAAGAAAUAAAAAAUGUGCCAUUUGAGUUUGCCAAGCAUCCAAUUGGACUAGAUGAAGCUUUCCAAGAUUUUGAAAGGACAAGAAUUCAAUCUGCAGGAAGCCAACACAAUGUGCAAAUUGUGGGAAUAUGGGGCAUGGGUGGCUCUGGCAAAACGACUCUUGCCAAACAGAUAUAUAAUAAUAAACAUAUAACUAUGGACAAAUCUAGUUUCCUAUUAGAUGUCAGAGAUGCUGCUUCCAGAAGUAAAUUGCACAAGAAACAGAAGAAACUUAUAGAGGACCUUGGUAUCCAAGGAGUAUCAAUUGAGAAUGUAGAAGAAGGGAAGAGGAUUCUCAGUAAUCGUUUGCAAUCUAUUCGGGUGCUCAUCAUUCUGGAUGAUGUAGAUAAUGUAGACCAAUUGGAUGCUCUAGUGCCCAGGAAGGACGGUCUUGGAUGGGGUAGUCUGAUUGUGGUCACUUCAAGAGAAUUUGAAGUCUUUCGAUCCUCGGGUAUCUCAUCUAUUUAUAAAAUGAAAGCAUUGGAUCCACCUCAUGCCAAGCAACUCUUUUGUUGGCAUGCUUUCUUUGAGCCCUCUCCACACCAAGGAUUUGAAGAUUUGGUUGAAAAAUUUCUAAAUGUUUGUGAUGGGUUACCACUGUCUCUAAAAGUUUUUGGAGCACAGUUAUAUGGUAUCACCAAUAAAGAUUAUUGGAAAACUCAAUUGCAAAAGAUCUUAAGAAUUUUACCAAAGGAUAUUAAAGAGAGAAUGAAAAUUAGUUAUGAUGCCCUAGAUGAUGAGGAAAGGCAGAUAUUCUUAGAUAUUGCCUGUUUCUUUAUUGGAACAGAAAUAACUUCAGCGAUUGCAGCAUGGGACGGAUUGGGGUGGAAUGGUCUACACAGUUGGGAACAACUUUUGAAUAAAUGUCUUGUUGAGUCCGAUUAUGAUUUCAUAAGAAUGCACGAUCAUUUAAGAGAUUUGGGAAGAGAAAUUGCAAAUCAGCGGUCACCCUACCGACUCUGGUCUUCUCAACAAAUUAUUAAUGUUGAUAAUGGAAUACAGGGAAUUUCUAUUCGAGCAAUAACGACCAGUGUAACUGGAUCCACGAGCGAUACUGAGGAGUUCCAUCAAUGUUCCCAGGGUCGAAAGCUCGUAGUUAACACAAACAGAGGAUCCUAUAGCUUGGAACCGUCUUUGCUUGGAUUAAAAUUUCUUCAUAUUGAAGGAAAUGGUUAUAAUCAAGUAAUUGGUUAUCUAUCAAGACAGCUUGUAUUGCUUCGCUGGAAUGACAUUGAGCAGAGAAAUCUUCGAUCAUUGAGAUCAUUGCAAAAUUUGAGGGUUUUAGAACUCUACGGAAAUUGGAAUCGUGAGAAACGUUUCCUAAAAGAAUUAUGGAAGACUGAUGACCAUGCUCCUGUGCAGUUGAGAGAGUUGGUUAUUUUUAACUGCUCAGAAUUCCAAGGAUUUCCAAAGUCAAUAGGAUGUCUUAAGCAUUUGAAAAAGAUAGCUGUGAUAAACGGCAGUAAGAUGACGAAUUUGCCGAAGGAAUUUUGUCUUCUUCAAUCGCUGGAGCACUUGGAGUUAUGGGAUCAAGAGCUGUCAUCACUACCUAGCGGUUUUGGUGAUUUGAAAAACUUGAGGCAUCUUGAGUUGCGCAAUUGUGGGAAAUUAAAAAGGUUACCAAUCUCUUUUAAGGAGCUGACACUUCUGCAACACAUCUCCUUAGGGGGAUGUGAUAACCUCAACUUAGAGCUGGACAUUCUAGAAAAUAUGACAAAGCUAGAGUAUUUGGAUAUCGAAUCUUGCAACAGGCUUUCGGAGGAGCUGCCUCGUCACAUUACAAAUCAGGCCUCCUUGACAGAGCUCUCCUGUCGGUUAAGGGAGGUACCAGUGAACAUCGAUCAACUGACCAAGUUGCAAAGGAUGAAUAUCAGCGGUACAAUGUUGACGAGCCUGCCGACAUCUGUUGGAGAUUUGUCUUCCUUGACUUCUCUUCGAAUUUGGAAUUCCCCCAAGCUGGAAUGUUUGCCUGAUUCUCUAGGCCGCCUUAAUCUCUUGCAGCAUUUAGACAUAGCCUGUAAAGGAGUGAAAUCCUUACCAAAAUCAGCUAGGCAACUGAUUAAUCUUCAAACACUGAAAAUAAGCUCGUGCUCACUCAGGGAAUUCGAUCUCGGGGCAGGGUUGUUCACUUGUUUAAAGGAGAUACAGCUAAUUGGAACUGAAGUGUCCAAGAUCUCCAUCUCUUGUCCCAGCCUCGAGAUUCUCACACUUUGGGAUAAUCGCCAUCUCAUAGGGAUAGAAGUUCCACCAAAUAAACUCCAGAGAAUCUCUUUGGCAAGGAGCCCCGAGUUGGAUGUGCUUCCCAGUUUUGCACAAUCAGCUUUUCUCCGAGAAUUUAAACUCGAAGGCUGCUACAGAGUCAAGAAAAUACAAGGUUUGGAACAUUGCAGAGAGUUAGAGGAGCUGACAACAGAAACGAGGUGGGAAGAGGCAGGUAUAGAAAGUUUGGAGCGCAUGCACAGAUUGAGAAUAGUGCGACUCAAAGCAGUCAGCAGAUCAGGCGUUGAAGGUUGCAUUCAAAGCAUGCAGAAAUGGCCACGAGAAGACAUAAUCGUUUGCGCGCAGGCGGUCCCUGAUGCUUCUGCACUUGUAAAAUCCUUUGCCUUGCCCAAUCUCUCUGUCGUUGACUCCUUCACUAAACGGAAGAUCAUGUCAGACCCAUCCCUCAAAUGUCCCUCCGCUGCUCGCUGCAUUCUUGUAUGUUUUGUUUUGAAUUGUGAAUCCCCAAAAACUUCAUUGCAUUUGGCAUGCAGUAAAGAAAAUGAGGAGCACAAAACAUAUCUGUGGAACUAUCCUGGGAUAGUGUUGGAGAAGGGCAAAUGGGUAUGGAUAGCGCUCUUCACACAACAUUCCGAGUUCCACAAGGAGAUUUCACGCCACACACAAUCACGGGUACACAUAAUUGGGGGUUACCACGCAUUUGGGUACCUUCCAUUUGAAGGAGAAGUGGAGAAAGGAUUGAUUGUGACGGGAGAAGAGGAGAGAGUUUGGGAGGUUUUCACUCACUUAUGGGCGUCUGUAUCAAAUUAAUAAUUUUAUUGUUAACAAUAUUAAUAUGCAUAUGAAUUAAAAUAUAUUCGUGCAAAUUAAAGGACA